This is a messenger RNA of Ilex paraguariensis (yerba mate), 444 nucleotides long. The record is from the annotation of a GenBank genome assembly. Lineage: Eukaryota; Viridiplantae; Streptophyta; Magnoliopsida; Aquifoliales; Aquifoliaceae.
AUGCCUUCUGCUACCACCAUAUGUUCAAUUGCACUGAUUGCAUCAUGCAUCUCAAUGUUAGCUGCACCGAUCUUUGCCCACGACCUGCCCGGGGGCGGGCUUGGUGGCUUCAGGGGAGGGCCCGGUGGCCCAGGAGGCAGGCUCGGUGGCCUAGGAGGCGGGUUUGGUGGCCAAUGGGGCGGGCUCGGGGACCCUUUGGGUGGGCUAGGGAAUGGUCAAUGCCUAGCAUCUCUGAACGGUGUCCAUGGGUGUGCCCAAGAUGUGUUGGUAUCCAUCUUGACCCUUCAAUUCCGACUAAUCGGGCCGGCAUGUUGCCAGGCCAUCGUCAACAUUGAUGAUAACUGUUGGCCCAAGGUGUUGCCUGUCAGCCCAAUAUUCCCCCUUAUAAACUAUUGCACAGAAAUUGUUCCCAGGUUUCCACAACCAACACCACCAACAGUGUAA